CCCCUCCGACUACCUUUAGCCAAACAUUCACACGCACCUCGCCUAAGAAUGAAUUGGCGUUGAUUGCCUGGUCGAGUGCAGGAGAUCCUGGCAUGAGAUUCUUCUCAGUUACGAAAAGGACUUCAAAGACAUCAGACCUCCUUACAAAUCAUGCGGAAGCUACUGCUCAUUCUAGGAGCUUAUCUGGGCGUUGCAGUGUCCCAAGAUGGCAGACCACCUCUUCAAGUGGACGUGACCAAGACCGCGAGUUGUGAAGAGGCCCAAAAAGCGGGAGAAGGCGACAAAGUCACCGUUCACUACGGCGGUUUCCUGAUGGAUGGCAAGAAAUUCGACUCCAGUUUUGAUCGCCAGAAGCCGUUCACUUUCGAAUUGGGCGUGGGUCAGGUAAUCCCAGGCUGGGACCAAGGGCUGGUUGGGGUGUGCCCUGGCGAAGAGAGACAUUUGGUUGUUCCCGCCCCUUUGGCGUAUGGUGAACGAGGAGCUGGAGAUGUCAUUCCACCGGGAGCCACUCUCCUCUUCGAUAUAGUUAUCGUUGACGUGGAACAAGUUCGAAGCGAGGAAGAGAUUCGAAAAGAACAAGAAGAGGAACGACACCGACAGGAAAUCAAAGAGCGAAGAGAGGAACAGGAACGUCGGAGAAUGGAGCAACAAAGCCGACGGAAACAAGAACAAGAGGAAGCGGCUCGAGAGGCAGCCGCAGCUGAGGUAGCCGCGGCUGAAGCGGCCGCCGCCCAAGCAGAUUACGAUGAGGAGUAUGAGGAAGAACCUUGCGGAGGUGGAGAACUCCGGACCCGAGUUGAAUUCGCUCCUCGCAUUUGUCCCCGAAGAUCUCGAGUGGGUGACAAGCUGAGUAUGCAUUACACGGGUAAACUGACAGAUGGAACCAAAUUUGACUCCAGUCUGGAUCGCAACAAGCCCUUUGACUUCACGCUGGGAGUGGGUCAAGUGAUCAAGGGCUGGGAUGACGGCGUAUUGGACAUGUGUGUGAAUGAGAAGAGGACUCUGAUCGUGCCACCCCACAUGGCCUAUGGUGAAUCCGGAGUGGGGAGUGUGAUUCCACCCUGUGCCACCCUUGUGUUCGAAGUGGAGCUCCUAGAUAUUCAAUAGUACAUGAUGUGUCAAGUCAAACAGAGUUUUCUAGUUCAAAGAAAGACGCCUUCUAAAUAAAAUAUGAACCAUGA
Tigriopus californicus is the source of this 1181-nucleotide messenger RNA. RefSeq lists its product as uncharacterized. Gene Ontology annotation, molecular function: peptidyl-prolyl cis-trans isomerase activity. The transcript has a single exon. The record is from RefSeq and is a predicted model, not a curated record. The coding region runs from base 151 to 1107 and encodes 318 amino acids. Gene Ontology annotation, biological process: protein peptidyl-prolyl isomerization. NCBI's taxonomy places the organism in Eukaryota, Metazoa, Arthropoda, Copepoda, Harpacticoida, Harpacticidae.